AUGUCGCCUUCUGACCCUCUCAUAUCGAAGGGUCUACUCACUCAACUCAUCCAUACAGCUAUCCCGAUGGCUGAACUUGACCUUUACGGAGACCUGUAUGGGGACGUUGAUGACGUCGGCUCGCCAGUUGCCUUGUCACCCUCUCAACAAGCAACGUCCACUACCGAACCUGCAAGCACAAUGCAGACCGAUCAGAGGGCCAACGCCCCAAGUCCCCCCGCCGCUAUCCCUGACCAUACGAUGAACUCCCGCACCACGUCGCAACCUACGACCUUCUCGAUAUCUACCUACGAAGAUCCGUCGUAUGCGAACAAGAAUCAUCACCCAAUCGGUCAAUCGGAUCCGCCUCAUCCCCCUCGUCCUCCUGUUGAUACGAAUUCUACAGCUCACACUGGCCCGGGUAGCAAAUUAUGGGGAGUCAAACCCUCCGACAUGCCUGAUGAAGGCAAAAUGUUCGUUGGCGGAUUAAAUUGGGAAACCACUGAGGAUGCUCUGAAGCAAUAUUUUACUCAGUUCGGCAAUGUCGUCCACUGUACAAUCAUGAGAGACCCCACCAACGGACGUUCGAGGGGGUUUGCUUUCUUGACCUUUGCCGAUCCAACGGUAGUUAACAAAGUGAUGGUCAAAGAGCACUUCCUCGACGGGAAACUUAUCGAUCCCAAAAGAGCGAUACCCCGGGGAAGUGGCUCAGGUCCACCGGGAAUCGCUGGUGCACCCAUGGCCGACAGACGUGUGGCGCAUCAUCAAUUUGGUGCUGAGACGCCAGCCUCUCUGAGCAACAAACUGUUUUGCCGGGGCAUGCCAGAGGACGCGACUCCCCAAAGUUUCCGAGCUUUCUGGGCGCAGUAUGAUUCGCAAGCCAACAUCGAAGAGGCUAUUCUGAUGAUGGAUCGAGAUAGUAAUCGGCAUCGGGGAUUUGGAUUCAUCAACUUGGUGACUGGUGAUGAUGCGGAGUCCCUUCUAAGGUGUGGACCGUUCGUUAUGGAUGGCCAUCCUUUGGAGGUCAAAAAGAAAGCUCCGAGCCGUGCUAGGUUUGACAGCAGAGAUGAUCUGGCCAAAAUGGCCCCUGCCCCACUCGAUCGCUAUGGGGUGCCCUAUGCUGGACCAGCUCACCAUGAGCCUCCCCCAUUCCAUCCGGCUCCUAUGGCCGGUUACUUCAAGCCAGGAAUGACGGGCCCGAAUUGGAAAGGAUGGAAUCCGUCGAUGGUUCAGCCGAUGGCAGGUGGGCCGAAUCGGGGCCUAUACAUGGGCAUGGGGAUCCCACAUGACGAUCGGGGAUUGGGUCCGGCUCGCGGGAUGAUGCACGAUGUGCCGGGGAGCAUGGUAGGUGCUUACGGCGGGGCGUAUCAUCGGUCUCCUAGUAGCGGCUAUGGCCAUGACUGGCGAGCUGGACCCCCGGGCAUGAGAGCCGCUGCACCAGGCGCUUUCCCUCCGUACCAUCAACACGCCAACCCCCCAUCAUCUGGUGGCCCAUCUCGCAAUCAACGUGGCCCCCGCAGCUACGCUCCGUACUAA
Molecule: messenger RNA, 1515 nt
Organism: Puccinia triticina
Lineage: Eukaryota; Fungi; Basidiomycota; Pucciniomycetes; Pucciniales; Pucciniaceae
Exons: 8
Coding region: 1-1515 (504 amino acids)
Molecular function (GO): RNA binding
Source: RefSeq, a predicted model, not a curated record